Molecule: messenger RNA, 1056 nt
Organism: Calypte anna (Anna's hummingbird)
Lineage: Eukaryota; Metazoa; Chordata; Aves; Apodiformes; Trochilidae
Gene: DMRT1
Product: doublesex and mab-3 related transcription factor 1
Exons: 5
Coding region: 1-1056 (351 amino acids)
Biological process (GO): regulation of transcription by RNA polymerase II; sex differentiation
Cellular component (GO): nucleus
Molecular function (GO): DNA-binding transcription factor activity, RNA polymerase II-specific; RNA polymerase II cis-regulatory region sequence-specific DNA binding
Source: RefSeq, a predicted model, not a curated record
AUGCCCAGUGACACCCCGGCCUUCAGCAAGAGCCCGGACGCCGCGGGGCCGGGGGACAAUGCCAGCGGCUUCGGGAAAGCGGCGGCCCGCAUGGCGGGCGCCCCGGCGGACGGAGUCGCCGCCGCGGCGGGAAAGAAGCCGCCGCGGCUGCCCAAGUGUGCCCGCUGCCGCAACCACGGCUACUCCUCACCGCUGAAGGGGCAUAAGCGGUUCUGCAUGUGGCGGGACUGCCAGUGCAAGAAGUGCAGCCUGAUCGCCGAGCGGCAGCGGGUGAUGGCAGCGCAGGUUGCACUGAGAAGGCAGCAAGCUCAGGAAGAGGAACUGGGAAUCAGCCACCCGGUGCCCCUGCCCAGUGCCCCUGAGACAUUUGUUAAGAAGAACAGUGGUGGCAGCUCUUGUCUCUUGCUGGAAAGCAGCAGCCCUACACAUUCGACGAGUACAGCCACGACGGCAGCUAGCACACCCUCAGAGGGACGGAUGCUCAUUCAGGACAUCCCCUCCAUCCCCAGCAGAGGGCACUUGGAGAGCACGUCUGAUUUGGUUGUGGACUCCACCUACUACAGCAGUUUUUACCAGCCGUCUCUGUAUCCUUACUAUAACAACCUGUACAACUACUCCCAGUACCAAGUGGCAAUGGCCAGUGAGCCUUCCUCAAGUGAGACGGGGGGUACAAUUGUAGGGUCAGCCAUGAAAAACAGCUUCCGAAGCCUCCCAGCAGCGUAUGUGCCAAGCCAGUCAGGAAAACAGUGGCAGGUUAAGGGCAUGGAGAGCCGCCACGCAGUCAGCUCCCAGUACCGCAUGUGCUCCUACUACCCACCCGCCUCCUACCUGGGACAGGGGGUUGGUGCUCCCACAUGCCUCCCCCAAAUUGUGACCUCUGAGGACAUCCCCUCCUACUCGGAGUCAAAAGUGAGAGUGUUUUCGCCACCCAGCAGCCAAGACUCCGGCCUGGGGUGCCUGUCCAGCAACGAGAGCACCAAGGGGGAGCUGGAGUGCGAGCCCCCCCCGGAGCCCGGCGCCUUCGCGGUGAGCCCCGUCCUGGAGGGCGGCGAGUAG